Molecule: messenger RNA, 8273 nt
Organism: Vidua chalybeata
Lineage: Eukaryota; Metazoa; Chordata; Aves; Passeriformes; Viduidae
Gene: ACAP3
Product: ArfGAP with coiled-coil, ankyrin repeat and PH domains 3
Exons: 24
Coding region: 35-2539 (834 amino acids)
Cellular component (GO): cytoplasm
Molecular function (GO): protein binding; GTPase activator activity
Source: RefSeq, a predicted model, not a curated record
CCUCCGCUGAGCGCAGCGCGGCCGAGCCGGCAGGAUGACGGUGGAGUUCGAGGAGUGCAUCAAGGACUCGCCCCGGUUCCGGGCAACCAUCGAUGAGGUGGAAACGGAUGUGGUGGAGAUCGAGGCCAAGCUUGACAAGCUGGUGAAGCUGUGCAGCGGGAUGCUGGAGGCGGGCCGGGUGUACCUCACCACCAACAAACACUUCGUCAGCGGCGUGCGGGACCUGGCGCAGCAGUGCCGCAAGGACCAGAUGAUCUCGGAGUGCCUGGAUAAAUUUGGGGACAGCCUGCAGGAGAUGAUCAAUUAUCACAUGAUCCUGUUUGACCAGGCCCAGAGGUCGGUCCGGCAGCAGCUGCACAAUUUUGUCAAAGACGACGUGAGGAAGUUCAAGGAGACCAAGAAGCAGUUCGACAGGGUGCGGGAGGACAUGGAGAUCUCGCUGGUGAAGAACGCGCAGGCGCCGCGGCACAAACCGCACGAGGUGGAGGAGGCCACGGGCACCCUGAGCAUGGCCAGGAAAUGCUUCAGGCACCUGGCCCUGGACUACGUGCUGCAGAUCAACGUGCUGCAGGCCAAGAAGAAAUUCGAGAUCCUGGACGCGAUGUUGUCCUUCAUGCACGCCCAGUUCACCUUCUUCCAGCAGGGCUCCAGCCUCCUGCACGAGCUCGAGCCCUACAUGAAGAAAUUGGCCACCGAGCUGGACCAGCUGGUGAUCGCCGCGGCCGUGGAGAAGCGCGAGAUGGAGCACAAGCACGCGCUGAUCCAGCAGAGGACCCUGCUGCAGGACUUCUCCUGCGAGGAGCCCAAGGUGGAAUUCAACGUGGAUGCUCCCAGCGGGGUGGUGAUGGAAGGUUACCUGUUCAAGAGAGCCAGCAACGCCUUCAAAACGUGGAACAGGAGGUGGUUUUCCAUCCAGAACAGCCAGCUGGUCUACCAGAAGAAGCUAAAGGACGUGCUGACCGUGGUGGUGGAGGACCUGAGGCUCUGCACGGUCAAACCCUGCGAGGACAUCGAGAGGAGGUUCUGCUUCGAGGUCGUCUCCCCCACCAAGAGCUGCAUGCUGCAGGCUGACUCGGAGAAGCUGCGCCAGGCCUGGAUCCAGGCUGUGCAGGCCAGCAUCGCCUCCGCCUACCGCGAGAGCCCCGACUGCUACUACAUCGAGAGGCUGGACAGGACAGCCUCCCCCUCCACCAGCAGCAUCGACUCGGCCACGGAUUCGCGUGAGCGCGGCGGGAAGGGGGAGACGAUCCUGCAGAGAGUGCAGAGCGUCCCUGGGAACGAGCAGUGCUGUGACUGCGGGCAGCCGGACCCUCGCUGGGCCAGCAUCAACCUGGGCAUCCUGCUCUGCAUCGAGUGCUCCGGGAUCCACAGGAGCCUGGGUGUUCACUGCUCCAAGGUCCGAUCCCUCACGCUGGAUUCCUGGGAGCCAGAGCUGCUGAAACUGAUGUGUGAGCUGGGCAACAGCACCAUGAACCAGAUUUACGAGGCGCAGUGUGAGGAGCUGGGGCUGAAGAAGCCAACAGCAGGGAGCUCCAGGCAGGACAAGGAGGCCUGGAUCAAGGUGAAGUACGUGGAGAAGAAGUUCCUGAAGAAGCUGCCGGGCGGGGAGGCGCUGGCCGAGAGCGAGCGCAAACCGCGCCGCUGGUGCGUCAAGAAGUGCCAGAGGCAGCAGAGCGGCUGCAGGGCACCCGCGGCGCGCAGGAAAUUCCGCCAGGAGCCCGGGAGCGCCUCGCCCGCCACGCUGGCCUCAGCAGCCACCCUGGAGAGGAAAUUCCGCCGGGAUUCCCUGUUCUGCCCCGACGAGCUGGACUCCCUCUUCUCCUACUUCGACACGGGCGCCGGCUCCGGCCCUCGCAGUCUGAGCAGCGACAGCGGCCUGGGAGGGAGCACCGACGGCAGCGGCGACGCGCUCGGCUUCGGCGCCGUGGUGGACAGCGUCACCGAGGAGGAGUGCGAGGUGUCGGAGGACUCGAGCGGGGAGGCCGAGCUGGAGCAGGAGGCGUCGGACGCGGAGGAGGCUCGGGAGCUGCACGCGGGGCUGGCUCUGAGCCGCGCGGCGCGGGGCCGGGCGCUGCCGCUGCUGGCCGCCGCGCUGGCCCACGGCGCCGACGUCAACUGGGCCAACGAGGAGGACGAGGGCAAAACGGCCCUGAUCCAGGCUGUCAGCGGGGGCUCCCUGCUCGCCUGCGAGUUCCUGCUGCAGAACGGGGCCGACGUGAACCAGCGGGACGCGCGGGGCCGGGCGCCGCUGCACCACGCCACCUCCCUGGGCCACACCGGGCAGGUGUGCCUGUUCCUGAAGCGCGGCGCCACCCAGGACGCCCCGGACGGGGACGGGCAGGACCCGCUGAGCAUCGCGGUGAGCGCGGCCAACGCCGACAUCGUCACCCUGCUGCGCCUGGUGCGGAUGAACGAGGAGAUGCGGGAGGCCGAGGGGCCCCUGGGCCAGCCCGGCCAGUACCCGGGCAGCAGCCCCACGGAGCUGCAGUACAGGAAAUGCAUCCAGGAGUUCAUCAGCCUCAACAUCGACGAGAGUUAGGGGCAGUGCCCCGGCCGGGCGGGAUCCCUGCACCGCCCCACCCUUGGAUAUUUGGGAUAUUCCGUGUUUUCCCUGCUGGUUGUGAUGCCUGCACCACCCCCCCUCCGGGGUCGAGCUUGCCCGCAGGAGUUUUUUGGUUGUUUUUUUUUUUUUCCUGUGGGGUUUGAGUUCUCAUGUUUGACUACUGGAUGGUUGAAUUUGUAUUUUUGAGGUUUUUUUUUUUUUUGGAGUAGGAGCCUCCCAGGGUGUGACCACGGGGUGUGGCACGUGGGAUGGAGCAUGUGUGGGAGAUGAGCUUAGGGGUUAAAGAAACAACAAAAAAAAAGGAAAAAAAAAAGGAAAAAAAAUCAAAAAGAGAAGAAAAGGAAAAACCUUCGUGACCAGGAGAGAGCCGCCAACAGCAGGAGCAGACAAAGCUGUCCCUGGAGAGUUGGCUUGGAAUUGUGGCAGGGAUCGUGGCACAGAGCCUGCUCUGCCCCGGCAGGACUCCGAGGUGCCCUCCCAGGCUGGUUUUGGGGCAGGGCUGCUCCGGAGGCCCAGUGGGAUCAGGAUCAGGAUCAGGAUCGGGAUCGGAAUCGGGAUCAGGAUCGGGAUCUCCGGCUCCUCGCCUGUCGCUGCUCUCAGGACUGGACCAGCCACGCUCCCCUCGACGCUGCCCUGGCUGCUCAAAGCCAUCACUUCAUCCCGCAGCAUUCCUGCCAGGAUUCCCAUCCCGCAGCAUUCCUGCAAGGAUUCCCAUCCCACUGGAUUCCUGCAAGGAUUCCCAUCCCGCAGCAUUCCUGCCAGGAUUCCCAUUCCGCUGGAAUGCCCAGAAGGAUUCCCAUCCUGCUGGAAUUCCUGCAAGGAUUCCCAUCCCACAGCAUUCCUGCAAGGAUUCCCAUUCCGCUGGAAUGCCCAGAAAGAUUCCCAUCCCACUGGAUUCCUGCAAGGAUUCCCAUCCCACAGGAUUCCUGCCAGGAUUCCCAUCCCGCAGCAUUCCUGCAAGGAUUCCCAUCCCACUGGAUUCCUGCAAGGAUUCCCAUCCCGCAGCAUUCCUGCAAGGAUUCCCAUCCCACUGGAUUCCUGCAAGGAUUCCCAGCUCACUGGAAUUUCUGGAAGGAUUCCUAUCCUGCUGAAACACCCAGAAGGAUUCCCAUGCUGCAGGAUUCCCGGAAGGGUUCCGGUCCCACUGGAAUUCCCGGAAGCAGCAGCGCUGAUCCCCGUCGCUGGCGAUGGGCUCGGGGCAGGGAGGGAAGCCAGCUCCAGCUGCUCGGUGCAAUUUCACAGAAUCCCAUUAUCCCAGAAUCCAAUUAUCCCAGAAUCCCAUUAUGCCAGAUUCCCAUGAUCCCAUUAGCCCAGAUCCCCAUAAUCCCAGAUCCCAUGAUCCCAGAAUCCCAUUAUCUCAGAUUCCCAUUAUCCCAGAAUUCCAGAUCCCCAUUAUCCCAGAUUUCCAUUAUCCCAUUAUCCCACUUCCCCAUUACUAAGAUCCCAUUGCCCAUUACCCAGAUCCCAUUAUCCCAUUUUCCCGUUAUCCCAUUAUCCCAUUUCCUGUUACCCAGAUCCCAUUUUCCCCAUUAUCCCAUUUUCCCUUUAUCCCAUUUCCCCGUUAUCCCAGAUCCCAUUUCCCGUUACCCAGAUCCCACUUCCUGUUAUCCCAUUUCCCCGUUAUCCGAUUUCCCAUUCCCCAUUUCCCGUUACCCCAUUUCCCAUUAUCCCAUUACCCCAUUCCCCGUUACCCCAUUUCCCAUUAUCCCAUUACCCCAUUCCCCGUUACCCCAUUUCCCAUUAUCCCGUUAUCCCAUUUCCCGUUACCCAGAUCCCAUUUCCCCAUUACCCCAUUCCCCGUUACCCCAUUAUCCCGUUAUCCCGCUAUCCCAUUCCCUGUUAUCCCAUUCCCCGUUACCCCAUUCCCCAUUACCCAGAUCCCAUUGUCCCGUUAUCCCGUUAUCCCGUUACCCCGUUAUCCCGCUAUCCCAUUAUCCCGUUACCCCAUUAUCCCAUUAUCCCAUUCCCUGUUACCCCAUUAUCCCAUUAUCCCGUUACUCCAUUCCCUGUUACCCCAUUAUCCCGUUACCCCAUUCCCCGUUACCCAGAUCCCGUUUUCCCGUUACCCCGUUAUCCCGCUAUCCCAUCCCCGCUGUCCCCAGGCUGCAGGACGCUCUCCGGGCCCAGCCCCAGCCCCGCCUCGGCCCCGUGUCCGCUCUGCUCCCGGCCCUGGCACGGGGAUUUGGCUCCUCGGGCUCCCCGCGGGUGUCACCCCCGCAGGGCACAGGCGGUGCCCUUGUCCCGGCUGGCACUGUCACCUCCUCGGGUGUCACCCCCGCAGGGCACAGGCGGUGCCCUUCCCUUGGCUGUCACUGUCACCUCCUCGGGUGUCACCCCGGCAGGGCACAGGCGGUGCCCUUGUCCCGGCUGUCACUGUCACCUCCUCGGGUGUCACCCCCGCAGGGCACAGGCGGUGCCCUUCCCUUGGCUGUCACUGUCACCUCCUCGGGUGUCGCCCCCGCAGGGCACAGGCGGUGGCCUUGCCCCGGCUGUCACUGUCACCUCCUCGGGUGUCACCCCCGCAGGGCACAGGCGGUGCCCUUCCCCCGGCUGUCACUGUCACCUCCUCGGGUGUCACCCCCGCAGGGCACAGGCGGUGGCCUUGCCCCGGCUGUCACUGUCACCUCCUCGGGUGUCACCCCCGCAGGGCACAGGCGGUGCCCUUCCCCCGGCUGUCACUGUCACCUCCUCGGGUGUCACCCUCGCAGGGCACAGGCGGUGCCCUUGUCCCGGCUGUCACCGUCACCUCCUCAGGUGUCACCCCGGCAGGGCACAGGCGGUGCCCUUGUCCCGGCUGGCACCGUCACCUCCUCGGGUGUCACCCCCGCAGGGCACAGGCGGUGCCCUUCCCCCGGCUGUCACCGUCACCUCCUCCGGCCGCCGCAGCCGCCGUCCUGCCCGUGCUGCUGCCCUUGCACCAGGAGCGUAAAAACCAGGGUGUAAGGCUAAAGAAAGCAGGGUCUGAAAGUUCUAAAAGCCAGGUUUAAAAAUUCUAAAAGCCAGGUUUAAAAGUUCUAAAAGCCAGGGUUUAAAAGUUUUCAAAGCCAGGGUUUGAAAGUUCUAAAAGCCAGGUUUCAAAGUUCUAAAAGCCAAGGUUUAAAAACUCAAAUAGCCAGGUUUAAAAAGUUAGAACACCAGGGUUUAAAGGCUAAAAUAGUCUGGGUUUAAAAGUUUUAAAAGCCGGGGUUUAAAAGUUUAAAGCCAGGGCUGAGCAGUGUCCUGCAGCUCUGGCUCAGCUAGGAUGGGGCUGGGAGCUGAUCCUGCUCCUAAACCCACCCUAAAUCCCAGUCCUGCAAUCCUGGCCCAGUUAGGAUGGGGUUGUGAGCUGAUCCUGCUCCUAAACCCAGCCUAAAUCCCAGUCCUGCAAUCCUGGCUCAGCUAGGAUGGGGCUGGGAGCUGAUCCUGCUCCUAAACCCAGCCUAAAUCCCCGUCCUGCAAUCCUGGCCCAGUUAGGAUGGGGUUGUGAGCUGAUCCUGCUCUCAAACCCAGCCUAAAUCCCCAUCUCCCUGCAGCAGCACCCCCAGAUCCCUGUGGCACCCCCAGCCCGGCCCCUGGAGCGCUCCAGGAGCCCAAAUCCCGCUCUGGUCCCAGCCCGGGUCUGGCACAGCCCCGCCAGGAAUUCCUUCUCCGGCCCCGCCGGGAAUUCCCUCUCCUGCCCCGCCGGGAAUUCCCUCUCCAGCCCCGCCGGGAAUUCCCUCUCCUGCCCCGCCGGGAAUUCCCUCUCCAGCCCCUCUGAGAAUUCCCUCUCCAGCCCCGCCGGGAAUUCCCUCUCCAGCCCCACCGGGAAUUCCCUCUCCAGCCCCGCCGGGAAUUCCCUCUCCAGCCCCUCUGAGAAUUCCCUCUCCAGCCCCGCCGGGAAUUCCCUCUCCAGCCCCACCGGGAAUUCCCUCUCCAGCCCCGCCGGGAAUUCCCUCUCCAGCCCCUCUGAGAAUUCCCUCUCCAGCCCCGCCGGGAAUUCCCUCUCCAGCCCCACCGGGAAUUCCCUCUCCAGCCCCGCCGGGAAUUCCCUCUCCUGCCCCGCCGGGAAUUCCCUCUCCAGCCCCGCCGGGAAUUCCCUCUCCUGCCCCGCCGGGAAUUCCCUCUCCUGCCCCGCCGGGAAUUCCCUCUCCUGCCCCGCCGGGAAUUCCCUCUCCGGCCCCACCGGGAAUUCCCUCUCCAGCCCCUCCCCGUCUGAGCCCGGCCCCACCACUCCGGGCUUUUCUUGGUGCUGAUUCCCCCUCGAGCCCUGGAAAUCCUUCCAGGGUCCUUCAGAGCUCUUGAGAGUGGAGGAGAAUUCUCGCAUUUGGGAGAGAAAGAGAAUUCCUUCACAUUUGAGAGCAAAGGAGAAUUUUCACAUUUGGCAGCAAAGGAGAAUUUUCACAUUUGGGAGCAAAGGAGAAUUUUCACAUUUGAGAGCAAAGGAGAAUUUUCACAUUUGAGAGCAAAGGAGAAUUUUCACAUUUGGGAGCAAAGGAGAAUUCUCACAUUUGGCAGCCAAGGAGAAUUCUCACAUUUGAGAGCAAAGGAGAAUUUUCACAUUUGGGAGCUAAAGGAGAAUUCUCACAUUUGGGAGCUAAAGGAGAAUUUUCACAUUUGGGAGCAAAGGAGAAUUUUCACAUUUGGGAGCAAAGGAGAAUUUUCACAUUUGGGAGCAAAGGAGAAUUUUCACAUUUGGGAGCAAAGGAGAAUUCUCACAUUUGGGAGCUAAAGGAGAAUUUUCACAUUUGGGAGCUAAAGGAGAAUUUUCACAUUUGAGAGCAAAGGAGAAUUCUCACAUUUGGGAGCUAAAGGAGAAUUUUCACAUUUGGGAGCAAAGGAGAAUUUUCACAUUUGGGAGCUAAAGGAGAAUUUCUCCACUCUCGAGGGCGAAGGAGAACUUUCACCAUUUUUUCACCACUUCCCGAUUUUCCCCAGGAGAACCCCUCGCUCCUGCCCAGCUCGUGGAUUUCAGCACGGUCAUCAUUUGAUCUUUUUUAACCCUGUACAACCAAACUUCAGACUGGUUUUCAAACCCCUCCCUGCUUCUCCCAGCUUUUUUAGCACUUACAAACCCGACGGAUCCUUCUGAGAACCGAGGAAAACCGCGGCUUCCGCUUCUUGGGUCGUUUUAUUUCACUUUUUUUUUUUUUCCUGGGAAUUCUGGCCAGGAAAUCCUGGCCAGGCCUCACCCUGGAAGCUCAAGACUCACUGCUGGAGUUGGAAAAAAAAAAGAAAAAAUGUAAAUAUCGGUGCAAAAAGCAGCGUCUUGCCAGACAAUGGAUUUAUUGAGCGCGUAUUGGUACUUUCAAUAUUUCGAGUCAAUGUAUAAAAAGCAACUUGGUGCACUUUUCCUACCUGACAGUAUUUUGGGGGGGGACUUUUAUUGUUCUUUUGUUAUGGGUUUUGUGCUGUCUUUUUUAAUCCGUGGAAUUGUUAAGUAUUUAAUUUAUUCUUAUUAUUGAUGUGCCCAGAGGACUAGUGCAAUUUUUAUUCAAUACAGUCGGUCUGUAUUUAAUUGUCAGGAUUUUUUCCCCCCCAACCCCUGUAGAGUUUUUAGGGAAAUAUUUUUCCAAAAUUGCCUUUUUUUUUUGUUCCCCCUUUUUUCCCCCCCUCACUCCUUUUCCCUCUGUGUUCCCAUCACAGCUCCUGAGGCGCCCGAAGCCUCGAAUUUGAGAUAAACCCCAACACCCCCGAGCCCCCAAACCAAAAAUUUCUCCAGGAAAAACACGUGAAGGAUGCACUUCUCCCCGUU